Molecule: messenger RNA, 192 nt
Organism: Ichthyophthirius multifiliis
Lineage: Eukaryota; Ciliophora; Oligohymenophorea; Hymenostomatida
Exons: 1
Source: RefSeq, a predicted model, not a curated record
AAUGGAAAAAAUAAUUAUAAAUAAUAAUAAUAAUAAUAAUAAAAAUAAUAAUAAUAUAACUUUUAUUCAUAAAUUUAAAAAUUUUAAAAAUACAAAAAUAAAUAAUUUUUAAAAUUAAUUUAUAUAAAUUUCUAAUUAAUAAUGCAAUAAUAUAAAGAAAAAUUCAAUUAAUAAUUUAUAAAAUAAAAAUAA